CUGCCACGUCAUACAAAAGUGCUCACCGCGCUAGGCGGAAACAGCAGCCAAAAACACCCACGCUGUUCAUCUUAAUGAUGUAGCCCUGCCUCAUUCAGACCUAGUAGAUUAGCUACCCGGUUGGCACUGUGCGUUACCUCAGUCUGGGAAUUCAGCUGGACCGUCUCUUCCUGUGUGGCUCUUUUACUGCAGAGAUUGUGGAAUGCUGCUGGACGAGACUCCACUUUUUGAGCCCUCUCUGCUUAAGGAGUUAGACUGGAGUAGCAACUCUGUCUCCUUCUCUCCUCCCAUCUCCCCGUCCAGCCCAGGAGAAGGCCUGGUGCUCAGGCCGCUCUGUGUGGCAGACUUCAACAGAGGAUUCUUCAAGGUUUUAUCUCAACUCACCCAGACAGGUGAUGUCACACCAGAGCAAUUCACAAAAAAGUUUGAGCAUAUGAAGAAGACAGGAGACUACUAUGUCGUGGUGGUGGAGGAUACAAAUCUGAGACAGAUUGUUGCUACGGCUACGCUGAUCACAGAACACAAAUUCAUCCACUCUUGUGCUAAGAGAGGCCGGGUGGAGGAGGUAGUAGUCAGUGAUGUUUGCAGAGGGAAGCAGCUGGGCAAACUGUUAGUUUCAACUCUUACUCUUCUCAGCAAAAAACUGGAUUGCUAUAAAAUCACACUGGAAUGCGCACCCAAAAAUGUGGCUUUCUACCAAAAGUUUGGUUACGCUGCUUCAGAUGAGACCUACAUGCAGUGUCGAUUCUUCGACUGAGGACGACUGCAGCCUUAAACCUCCAUUUUUUGGGUGGGGGGUGAACCAUAUCUUUAUACACACACGGCCAUCAAAACUUGCAAUGACAAAAUGUCUUAAGAACUUCGGGAGACGCCUGAGCAUGAGUUUGUGGUUGUGAAGCCACUGAGUCAUUUCUGAACGCUCAUCCUGAUUUCAGCACAUUUUUAGUAAACAUGAAUGUAUGUUGAAGCCCUCGGCUCAGUCUAACAUCAUCCUCCGCCCAUUUGGUAACCAUGGCUACCUCACCAGGGUGGAGCUCUGAUGUCAUCUUCCUCACCAUCUGCAGAGAUGAAUGCCAGUUACUGUACAUGCAAUGUCUUACUGUGUUACACUGCUAUGAAGUAAUUUGCUGUGUACUGACAGAGAAAAUACAUAUAUCUGUGAUUACCAUGCAGCUGUAAGUAAAUACAAUUGCUUGCAAAAACAAGAUGGUACCAAAUUAACAUAUAUUUCUGAAGGAACUAAAUAAUUAAAAAUAAUUUACUACAGGCCACAGCUUCUCAAGGUCACUACAAAACCAAUUACUGUAGAUCAUGAUUCAGACAUAGUCUUCACACAUUGAUCAUCAAGGGCAAGUCACCAAAGAAUCAUAACUUUAAAAAAAAAAUGUGAUUAGGAAAUUACUUUUCUACAACACUGUGUUUUACUUUGGUUUCAUUUUUCUUAACAGUCCUCUCGGUACAAAGUGCUCGCUCUUUCUGUCCCUCAGAUGACUUUUCUUUCACUGAUGGUUGUGUUGCUGGAUUACUGUAAUGAAGGUUUGAAUAUCACAAGAUGUGAAGCAUCAAGUCAAGACUGUUAUAAUGAAAAACAUUUCCAGUGAACAAAAAAUAUUUUGUAAGGCUGUAGAAAGGAACUAAUGGAAGGUUUUUUAAGUUUUGUAUCUGGUUGAUGUUCACAAUCACUAUUUGGAAAGGAACAUUUUAUGAUGGGAAAUGGGGAACAGUGAUUUUUGUAAACAAACUCUUAUUUAAGCUUUUGUAGUUAAGUUUUAUAAUUAUGCUGUUAUUGUGGAGAACAGGGGUACAUAUUUAAUGUAAUUUAUUUUCAAAUAUGUAAUAGUCAAAUAAAAUAUUCUAUGAUCUACAGUA
Molecule: messenger RNA, 1869 nt
Organism: Lates calcarifer (barramundi perch)
Lineage: Eukaryota; Metazoa; Chordata; Actinopteri; Centropomidae
Gene: gnpnat1
Product: glucosamine-phosphate N-acetyltransferase 1
Exons: 6
Coding region: 203-757 (184 amino acids)
Biological process (GO): UDP-N-acetylglucosamine biosynthetic process
Cellular component (GO): endoplasmic reticulum; endoplasmic reticulum-Golgi intermediate compartment; Golgi apparatus
Molecular function (GO): monosaccharide binding; glucosamine 6-phosphate N-acetyltransferase activity
Source: RefSeq, a predicted model, not a curated record